Molecule: messenger RNA, 1742 nt
Organism: Amborella trichopoda
Lineage: Eukaryota; Viridiplantae; Streptophyta; Magnoliopsida; Amborellales; Amborellaceae
Cellular component (GO): transcription repressor complex
Molecular function (GO): protein dimerization activity
Source: RefSeq, a predicted model, not a curated record
GAGAAAAAAGAAGUAAUUUUCAUCAUCAGAUGCCAUGCCUUCUUCUUCUUCCUCUGAUCAGGUGAAGCCUCCUCUACCACUGAAACCCCCAAACCCUAGCCCUAAUUCUUCCACCUCCAUUCCAAACCCUAACCCCUCCCCCAUUUCAAACCCCAACCCUAGUCCCACUACCAUCUCAAGCCCUAACCGUCAUCCUAGAUCUACGGCUCCUCAAUCUCCAAACCCCAUUCGUCCUCCUCCUCAUUCUCUGCAGUCUUCAUUAACCAGAGCUCUCUCACCAAAAACACUAGAAACCCACCCAUCUCAUUCUCUUCAAUACCAGCCCAAGCCCUAUAGGGUUCUUCCAAGGUCACUCAAGGCCGCCUCCGAGCAAGGAGGCGUGGUCUUCAGGCCGUCGGCCAUGGCUCUGCAACCGCCUAUUAGGGCUUAUACUCCUCCCUUUGGGGUUGGAGGAGCUCAGCCUGGCUCAACAGUGCCUCAUGCCCUGGGUCCUAGAUUGGUUGGUGUGGGUUUGGGGGGUCAGUUGAGGACCUCAUCAGUUUCUGGACCAAAGAUUCCCUUGUUCUCUUCCUCACCUUCUACUUGUGAUUUUAAGAGGGAAAAAUAUGCUGACAAUUCUGUUGCUGCAACAAUAAAUGAUCGAAAAGUGAGAAUAGCUGAUGGUGGGUUCAAUUCUCUAUAUGCUCUCUGUCGUUCAUGGGUGCGGAAUGGCAUGCUUCAAGAGAACCAACACCAUCUGGGGGAAAAUGUAAAUAUACGCACUCUUCCUGGGCCUGCAGCUCUUGCUGACUGCAGCGUGUUGAAAAGUAAAAGUGGUGAGGUUGAAGAUGAUGAAACUUCGAGCAAUAAUGAGGAAGAGGAUUCAGCAGAGCAUUUAAAUGCACGUGAUCUACUUAUGCAACACAUAAAGCAUGCUAAAAGGGUUCGUAUAAGAUUGAAGGAAGAGAGACUACGAAGAAUCAAACGUUUUAAUCAAAGGCUUAGGCUCCUGCUCCCCCCUCCUCCCCCUGAUCAGAACAAAACUGAUCCACCAGCCGGAGUCUGAUAUAGAACUUGCCAGAAUCUGACCCACAAUUAAUGCAUUGGGCUCUUUGCUGCCCACUAAAGCUUGAUGGAUAUCUUCGCCCCAUUCAAAAAGCUUUCAAGCUUUCGCAACAAAGGGUACAGGAAAAUCAAAGUUAUGACAAUCAUGCGUACAUAUUCUAAUAUGAAGAUGAGAGUAGGUUGGCCUGCAUAUGUUGAUAAGGCCUAUUCAGGGUAGAAAGAGUGGGUAGAUGAGAGAAGGGGCUUGAACAUGGGUGUCAAGGAUGAUGUAACAGGUUUAAUGCUGUAAAUUUAGAGAGAGAAGGGGAAUGGUGGAUUGUGUUCACUUUUCUCAUGUGGGCGAGAAUGUGACAGCCCAGUCUUUCAUCUGUAUGUGAUGCGAGAAGAAGAUUGAUGGAGGGGAAAUAAUUCUAAUAAUAACGUGAAUAGAGAUUUUUCUUGGUUGAAUUUGUAUGGUUGCCCUAAACCUUGGAGUAAAGGCAAUUCAAUGGAUGGUUCAGAUUUUAUACGUUGGCAAAUCAUUCUCCUUAUCUUGUUUCUUUUUGAAAUACUCUUGUAUUGUCUCCUAGACCAAUGAUUCAGUAUGCACCGAUCAAAGGUGUGGUGGGAAAUCUCCAAUUAUCAGAGAAGACUAAAAGGAAAAGAGAUGUAAUCAAAGAGGUUAUGUGGAAUACUGAAUUAUAGACAAGAUUCUGGUG